Molecule: messenger RNA, 1663 nt
Organism: Dipodomys ordii (Ord's kangaroo rat)
Lineage: Eukaryota; Metazoa; Chordata; Mammalia; Rodentia; Heteromyidae
Gene: P4ha3
Product: prolyl 4-hydroxylase, alpha polypeptide III
Exons: 13
Coding region: 264-1478 (404 amino acids)
Biological process (GO): peptidyl-proline hydroxylation to 4-hydroxy-L-proline
Cellular component (GO): endoplasmic reticulum
Molecular function (GO): protein binding; L-ascorbic acid binding; iron ion binding
Source: RefSeq, a predicted model, not a curated record
GCUACCUGCGCGGGGAGGAGGCGCGGCUGCGGGACCUGACCAGAUUCUAUGACAAGGUCCUUUCAUUGCAUGAGGAUUCAGCAAGCCCUGUGGACAACCCUCUGCUUGCAUUUACUCUCAUCAAACGUCUUCAAUCUGACUGGAGGAAUGUGGUACACAGUCUGGAAGCCAGUGAGAAUAUCCGAGCUCUGAAGGAUGGUUAUGAGAAGGUAGAGCAAGACCUUCCAGUCUUCGAGGACGUCGAGGGAGCAGCACGGGCUCUGAUGCGGCUGCAGGAUGUCUACAUGCUCAAUGUGAAGGGCUUGGCCCGAGGUGUCUUCCAGAGAGUUUCUGGCUCUGCUGUCACUGACCUAUAUAGUCCCAGGAGGCUCUUCUCCCUCACGGCAGAUGACUGCUUCCAAGUAGGCAAGGUGGCCUAUGACAUGGGGGAUUACUACCAUGCUAUUCCAUGGCUGGAGGAGGCUGUCAGUCUCUUCCGAGGAUCUUACGGAGAGUGGAAAACAGAGGAUGAAGCUAGUCUAGAAGAUGCCUUGGAUCACUUGGCCUUUGCCUAUUUCCAGGCAGGAAAUGUUUCCAGUGCCCUCAGCCUCUCCCGAGAGUUUCUUCUCUACAGUCCAGAUAAUAAGAGGAUAGCUAGAAAUGUGUUGAAAUACGAAAGGCUUUUGGCAGAAAGCUCCUACCAGGCAGCAGCUGAAGCUGUCAUCCUGAGGCCCAAUGUACCCCACCUGCAGACCCGAGACACAUACGAGGCAUUGUGCCAGACACUGGGUUCUCAGCCCAUUCACUACCAGAUCCCCAGCCUCUAUUGCUCCUAUGAGACCAGUUCCAGCCCUUACCUGCUACUCCAGCCCAUCCGGAAGGAGAUUAUCCACCUGCAGCCCUUUGUUGCUCUCUAUCAUGACUUUGUCAGUGACUCAGAGGCUCAGAAAAUUCGAGAGCUUGCAGAACCAUGGCUACAAAGAUCAGUGGUAGCUUCAGGGGAAAAGCAGUUACAAGUGGAAUACCGCAUCAGCAAAAGUGCCUGGCUGAAAGACACUGUUGACCCAGUGCUGGUGACCCUGGACCACCGCAUUGCUGCACUCACAGGCCUUGAUGUCCAGCCUCCCUAUGCUGAGUAUCUCCAAGUGGUGAACUAUGGGAUUGGAGGACACUAUGAGCCUCACUUUGACCACGCUACGUCGCCAAGCAGCCCCCUCUACAGGAUGAAGUCUGGAAACCGAAUUGCUACAUUUAUGAUCUAUCUCAGCUCUGUGGAGGUUGGAGGAGCUACAGCCUUCAUCUAUGGCAACUUUAGCGUGCCUGUGGUUAAGAAUGCAGCGCUGUUUUGGUGGAAUCUCCACAGAAGCGGUGAGGGUGAUGGUGACACACUUCAUGCUGGCUGUCCUGUACUGGUAGGAGAUAAAUGGGUGGCCAACAAGUGGAUACAUGAGUAUGGACAGGAAUUUCGCAGACCUUGCAGCCCCAACCCUGAAGACUGAAGUGUUGGCAGGGAGCCGCUAUGAAGUCCUGUGGUUCUCCAGAGAUGCCAGGAGCCAAAGCCAGAGUAGGAGAGGAGGCAGGAGAGCUACCUUCCGGGAAGAAGGCCUUAUCAGUAUUGCUGGUUCCUUGCAAAUGGGAGACUACAAGUAGUCUGAACCAGGGGACUCUUGAGAAUUGACAUUUG